GAGAGCUGAAGGCUGAGAGACCGGAUAUGGGUUGACGUAACCGGAAGGGGAAUUCUUCUCAGGCUGUGGUGUUGAUGUUUUGUGGCGACUGCUGCUCCGACGCCUGAGGGAGCGGCUGGUUCGUGGAAGGAUGGUGUGCGAAAAAUGUGAAAAGAAACUUGGUACAGUUAUCACUCCAGAUACGUGGAAAGAUGGUGCAAGGAAUACCACAGAAAGUGGUGGAAGAAAGCUGAACGAAAAUAAAGCUUUGACUUCAAAAAAAGCAAGAUUUGAUCCAUAUGGAAAGAAUAAGUUCUCCACUUGCAGAAUUUGUAAAAGUUCUGUGCAUCAGCCAGGUUCUCAUUACUGCCAAGGCUGCGCUUACAAAAAGGGCAUCUGUGCAAUGUGUGGCAAAAAGGUUUUGGAUACCAAAAACUACAAGCAGACUUCUGUCUAGAUUGAACUGAUGAAGUUUCUGGCCUCCUAUGCUUUCUGCUUUGACUUUUCAAAGAGCAUAACAGAUAUUCAUCUUACAAAAUAACCUGUUUCAAGACAAUUGAACUAGAAUAAGUUACAAAAUUAAUGAAAAAGAUAUUUCUGUGUUCUGUAUGCACUUUUUGUUUAACAUUGUUCAUAUAAUUAUCUGAUCCAUGUAUUUUAUUUAUAGCUAUUACAAAUGUGAAAUUAUUGACACUUUGCUCAGAACUUGACAUUCAGACUUUUUUAUGAAUGCCAUAGUUCUUAGAAUCGACACUCCCUUAAUUAAUUACAGUUUCAUUGGCUAUUUAAGUGUUUAAGACGGUUGUUCCUGAAUGGUUCGUUAGUAACCGUUAGUCUAGACCCAAAUCAAAGACAAGUUGCAUUUUUCAUUUUUUAAUUUAAGUUCCAGUUCCUUUCACAUAUGAACAAGGACCCAAGGAGCACUCAUUUGUUGAAAUGAAUACACUGGAUUUCAGAAAAGUAAUAUUAUACAUAUCUUGAAUUCAGAUUGUUAUGAAAUCUGGAAGAAGCAGUUUGUCCAUGAGUUUCUGCCCGUGUUCUUAGGUAAUGAAAAUGAAUGUACUUUUUGGGAAACUGAGGCAGUAAAGAAACUUUUUUAACCUCUCCACACCCAAAGAAAUAAAUGAAACAAAACAAACA
Nannospalax galili (Upper Galilee mountains blind mole rat) is the source of this 1119-nucleotide messenger RNA. RefSeq names its product CXXC repeat containing interactor of PDZ3 domain (gene Cript). The record is from RefSeq and is a predicted model, not a curated record. NCBI's taxonomy places the organism in Eukaryota, Metazoa, Chordata, Mammalia, Rodentia, Spalacidae. Gene Ontology annotation, cellular component: dendrite. The transcript is spliced from 5 exons. The coding region runs from base 131 to 436 and encodes 101 amino acids. Gene Ontology annotation, molecular function: microtubule binding; PDZ domain binding. Gene Ontology annotation, biological process: cytoplasmic microtubule organization.